Coturnix japonica (Japanese quail) is the source of this 3417-nucleotide messenger RNA. Lineage: Eukaryota; Metazoa; Chordata; Aves; Galliformes; Phasianidae. The record is from RefSeq and is a predicted model, not a curated record.
GGCCCAGGUCUGUGGCUGGAGUGUGAGCAAGGAGCAGUUCCCUGACAAGCAAACAAGCUGACGGUGUUUAGAAACUCCCUUAGAGACAUGGUCCUUUGUUUCAUUUCUCACACCACAUGACAAAGAGGAAGAAUUUAGGUAGAGCUGAUUGUAAAGGAGGGAAAACAUACCAUGGUCUUCCUUCAGUUGGCAUCCUGAGGACGUGAAGGACAGGGUUGUAAAGGCGAUGAAGAGCACGUUCCUUCUCUUCAUUUUGCUGCGAGUAGUGUCUGGAAGGAGAACCCCACUGCUUAUGGGCUUACCUAAUACAGCGACGGUUGAAGAAAAUGCACCAGCUGGUGUUUCCAUUUAUACCUUCAAUGUAACUGGUUCUCCAUUGUCUUCUGGAGUUGUUGCAAUACACCCUACCAUAGUAAAUUCGAAUCCACUUACGGAGGCGUUCGCUCUUGUAUCCGCAGGAGAUCUCAUGUACAGGGUUGUUACCACUGGAAACCCUGUCCUAGAUUAUGAAACUAUGCCAAAGAGCUUUGAUUUACAGAUUUUUGUUGAAGAUACCGCUGGGAGGACUGACCUCAGCACACUGACUGUCCAACUUGCGGAUAAGAAUGAACGUCCUGUGUUCUGGGGAAAUAUGGCAAUUCAAACUGUGAGGAUCUAUGUCUUGGAAGGGACGCCUCCUGGACUCAUCUACAGAGUCAAUGCAACUGAUCCUGAACAUGGUCAACUUAAAUAUUCGCCGCUCCCUGAAUCGGUGCCAUUCUGGGUCUUGGAAAAUGGAGACAUUUUGUCAAAAAGAGAAAUAGAUUACGAGAAGGAUCCACACAGCUAUUUUUUAAACAUAACAGUGACAGAUCCAGAAGGACUGAACUCUACUAAAACAGUGAAUAUAAAUAUAAUUAACAUCGAUGAUGAAAGCCCUUACUUUACCACAAAACAACGGAUCUACAGGAUUCCCGAGGAACAAAGCCCAGGAACUGUUGUUGCCAAUAUAACAGCUAAAGAUCCUGACGAUGAAGACUCUCCCAGCAGACUUUUCUACAGCAUCCAGUCCUCUGACACAUAUUUCUCCAUAAAUCCAUCAACUGGAGUGCUGCAGGUGACUGGGAGAAUGGACCGCGAUGUCCCUCCCCUGAAGCUCCAUCCCAAUGUCUCCGUGAUAGUUCGGGUGGAGGACAGUCCUCAUGGGGGGCACUCCAGUGAAAUGGAGAUCACAGUCAUCAUUGGAGAUAUCAAUGACAACCCACCAGAAUGCAAUCCCUCCACCUUCAGGAAAGAGAUAAAUGAAAAUACUACUGCUGGGAUAGUUCUUCUUGAUCUCAGAAACAGCUGUAAAGAUGUUGAUGUUGAUCCACCAAACAAUCUAUUUAGUUUCACUGGAUUAUCCGGUUUUGGAAGCAACAACUUUGCUCUGGAUCCUGCUGAGUCUGGAAGACUUGUGAUGACUGAAAGCAUUGACUUAGAAAAUCCAUCUACUCCAGGAAUUGAAGUUUAUUCUCUGGCUGUCAGGGUGCAAGAUAUCGCCCCUCCUAACUACUCAAAUACCAUUUACAUUUAUAUCAGGAUCAAGCCAGUGAAUGAAUUUUUUCCAAUCUUCAGUAGUCUAUCAUAUGAGUUUAAUGUUUCAGAAAUUACUAAAGUUGGAUCCACUAUUGGAAAAGUAACUGCCAGCGAUGCAGACUGGCCACCCAGUGUCAUCACUUAUUCCAUUAUAGCUGGAGGAGGGACCAAGGAUUACACAAACGCAUUCUGGAUCAGCCCAAGUAAUGGAGAUGUGAAGAUUUUAGCAAGAUUAGACUAUGAAACAACUCAGAAACACUUUUUCACAGUGCAAGCCUCGGAUCAAGAGAAGACUGCAACAGCAUCUGUAACUGUCAAUGUUUUGGAAGUAAAUGAUGAAGAACCCAUUUGUUCACCCAGUUUCUAUUCAUUUCAAAUCCCAGUUAGUUUAGCAGUAGGUACCAAUGUCAAUGGCUUCAGGAUUCAGUGUCAAGAUCGUGAUUCUGAUCCCAGGUCUUUCCGUUACUUCAUUAAAGAAGGCAACAUGAACAAUCAUUUUACCUUUUCACCAGUGGCUGGAUCCAACACAUCUCGGCUGAUUCUUGCAUCUCCCUUUGACUAUGAGAGUGGGCUUGAUACAAAAUGGAUUUACAGGCUGCUUGUCUAUAUAACAGACGACAAUUUAUUAUCUGCCAAGAACAAGGCUACACACCUAGUUAAAACUGGAACAGUGACUUUAAGCAUCAGAGUUAUCCCAAACCCAACAACUGUCACUACCACGACGCCCAGCUUUACAGUGGUGACAAAGAGGGAGAACCUCUACUUGGACUCAGCGUGGUACGUGCCAUUUGUCACCACGCUGGGAGGCCUGAUGCUCCUGGGACUGCUGGGGCACCUGGGGAACCUCCUGGCCAGGUGGCUCUGUGCCCACUGCCCACCUGCACCCCGAGCCGACAGCACACCUCUGAUAAAUGCUCCAGAAAAGAAGAAACCUAAGAAAGAAGUGGCUUUGGAAAUGAUAAAACUCAACACUGUAUUUGAUGGAGAAGCCAGAGACCCAGUCACUGGCAAAAUGUAUGAAUUCAAUACCCAGUCAGGGGCCCGGAGGUGGAAGAAGAGCAAUGAGCCCCUUCAGCCCACUGCAGCCAUGCAAGUAACACCAAGUGUCACAGGCAAUGGUGGCCAAGAGACAAACAGCGCAGAGGUUCCAAGCAAGAAAGAGACUAAAGAGAAGAGGAAAGAGCCAAGAGAAGCUGCCAAUCCCCCAACUGGGUCAUCUCAAGCACCAGGACAGGAUAGGAUGGAAGUACCAAAGCGGAAAGAGGAGCCUGAGGGCAGGGAGUUGCUCUCAACAGCCCAGCAGCUCAGACACUGACUCUUCUCCCUGAAUAAAUGCUGCAUUUGGUUACACCAGGCCUAAAGAUUUCUGCCCAUCUCAGCUGCAGAACAUCAGGUGGCCUCUGCUGUGGACACAAGGGCAGGAUGAAGCUGGGCUUAACAUUGACGUGACUGGGAGAGAAGGGAAGGAAAGUAACAGGGCAGUGACUGUGAUCUGGGAGAAUGCAGCAUAACAUAGUUUGAAAGCAGUUUUGGAGUGGAGACAAACCACAUCUUGUCAUGGCAACUCAGGGCCUCCUGUCCACACAUUCAGCUUAUUUCUCUUUUGUACCAUGAGCAGCAUCCAAUAUCUUCACCUUUGGUAUUUCCUUUGGCACAUUCAGUGUUUUACAGAAUCAAGUGGAGCGCACUUAAAAGAAUAAUUACAGUAAACACAUGUGGUGAAAUAAUCUCUUCCAAGUGUGAGCGUGUAUAAUGUAAGUACUGUCUAGGAACCUGAUAUAAAACAAGCAAACCCUGCAAGAUUUCAGAACAUUAUUUUAAUCGGAAGAAAAUUAAUUAUAAAUGAUUACUUAAUUCUCA